AUGUUACCCAUUUUGGUGGACAAGUGUUUGGUUGAAGUGAAUGACAGGAAAAGGAAACCAAUGGCGGCCAUAAUUGUUUUGCUGUUAAUUACACAUAUAUUAUUGUGGACUGAAUGGCAGUUCACAGCCAUGGAUAAUAUCCAAGAGAUUUGUGGUGAUCUCAAGACAAUCGCCAAACUCUUGAGCACUAAAGAGGCAACUGAUCCGAAGAUAUUUGACGAGAUUGUGGCCAAAGUUUGCCGUUUAUGUGAAGAUGACAUGAAUUGUCGACAGAUUUACGAAACGAUUGAACCGCAGAUGAAUGAACUGAUCGACAAUCAGACACUGGAUGACAGCUCAAGACACCGAUGGCGUAUCAUUGAUACCAUGACUCGUGCCAUCAUUUUGUUGAACCAGUUGUCGGACGAAGAGCUGAUCUCUAAUCAAAACUUUCUGACCAUUAAUCAACACUUCCAACGGAUCCAACAUCUGUUCCUAUCAGUCGGCGACAACUCGUGGACACUAACAGACCAUCAGAUGAUUACUUAUCGGUUUAUCUACUCUUUGACCACAAUUUUGAUCAAAUUAUUGAAUACGAAAUCAAUUAUCGGUCGCAUUCUUCUGGAGGACUGUUUCGCGUCACUCAUAGCGUCGCUGAUGUCUGUCAGACACGACAGCGGAUCAGAUGAAAAUAUGGCAGCGAUUGACGAAGAGUUGUCCGCAUUGUUAACGGGUUUCGAUCAGACGAUUGUAAUCCGAAAUCUAUUGCUGUUAUCUCGAUGUCAAGCAAUCAAAUGGUCUAAUAAUGAGAUCUCCAGAAGUCUGUCGAAGUGUUUAAUCAGAGAUUUGGGACUCAUUUCACUUAUUAAUGCUGUCAUCGAUUGCGACCAAACGUCUGAACGACAGACAACUCUUAACCAAAGAUAUCAAGCGAUCGGAACUAUUGUCUCUGCGAUGCCUGUCUUGUGCUGUUCCUUAAGACAAUAUUAUGAGAUAAUUGGCGGACAAGUAUUGGAACUGAUGGUCAGUGCCAACCAAUAUCACCACACCAUUGGUGCCAUAAUUCUCAUGAGUUUAGAGAAUAGGAAUCAGAAGUUAACUCAAGAGUUGAUUAUAAAUAAAAUACUGGAUUUGUUUCUAACAUUUAAAGUGUGUGUCAGCGAUGGUGUGAUUGGCAUUGAGUUCAGAGUAUCAUGUGAUUGGAAGAUGACAUUCAGUCCGUCAAUCACUGCAUCACUGCUUACCUGUGCUCUCAUUGACUCCAUUCACGAGAGUGUUGCACCGAUUUUAAGCAAUUUCCCCGAAAAGUCCAUUAAGUUUGUGAUCAAUUUGUUUGAGAGGUUGGCGGCAGAACAGUCCAUAGAUGGAUCAGUUGCUGAUAAUACCGGUGUAGAUAUUGAUUGUCAUUUAGAUGUGGAGUUCGCCGAAAUGAAACGAAACUCACUGAUAAUGUGUUUGCAAAUCGUGGAGAUAUUACUGAAAGAAAGAGAUAAACUCAAGAACCAAGACGUGAUUCAAUUGAAACAAUUGAUUCCAACGCUGGAUGUGCUGUCAAAGAGUCAGCAUUUUGAUGAGAAAAUGCGAAAGACAGCCAUUGAUGUGAGAAAUCGUAUUGAAUUGUAUGCAAAUAAUGGGACCCUUUCUGGAAGUGAUGGCAAACUGAACAACGACUUCGAGUUAGCCAUGAAUGAGAUGAAUGAUCCGCUGAUGCCUGUGAGGGCUCACGCGCUCAUUAAACUCAAGCAAUUGAUUUACGCCAAAGACAGACACCUACUCGACAAUAGGUCUCAACUGAUCAACGCGUUGAAGAUGUGUCUCAACGACAGCGAGUCAUACAUCUAUUUGUCAGCAGUGAACACACUGUCCACACUCGCCAUCCUAUGCACAGAUGAUGUGCUACCGGUGCUGAUUCAGGAGUUCUCUGACAGCGAUAGGAAAGUGGAGGAUAGGGUGAAAGUGGGCGAAGUGUUGACGCGUUUGUCAAAAUCUAUCGGCGAUUUCGGUCACCACUACUCCAAGCAAUACAUGAGUUGUUUCCUAAAUGGCCUCAAAUCAGGGGAACCGGCGAUACGGAUAUCCAGUUUAUCCAAUUUGGGACAGUUUUGCGGGGCUCUGAGAUUCGCACUCAAGCCAUAUAUUGUGGAACUGAUGUCUGCGGUGGAGGCGCUGCUCAAUACUGACGAGUCGAUGGAAGUGAAACGUUCUUCAGUCCAUUUCCUGCAUCUUAUGUUAAAGGGUGUGGAAAGGGAUACCAUUGAGGCAGUGGCUCAACAGUUGAAAGACAUUCAUAGGCUCUUAAGGGACAUAAGACACAAGGGCCCCAUGACAGUCGAUGACAUUCUUCAACUUCACGCACAGCUGGCCAUGGAUGAGAUCGACCGCAUCUAUAGAGAUCUCUGUACACCGACUACUAGUCUCGAGAAGAAUAUUAAGAUUCUUAGUCUUUAGUUUGUUGAAGAGGUGUUUGAAUGAGUGACAGGUUUUGUGUAACUAUUUAUUUGAUUUGUUUUGUAAUUUUAUAAACUUUUUUAUAUUUAAAUUUGUUUUAAAAU
Molecule: messenger RNA, 2531 nt
Organism: Oppiella nova
Lineage: Eukaryota; Metazoa; Arthropoda; Arachnida; Sarcoptiformes; Oppiidae
Source: the annotation of a GenBank genome assembly